CGCUGCGCGAUGACGUCUAUGGUACGCGACGGAAGUAAGUUCUGUGGGGCAGAGUAGAGCCAAUCAUGUCAGACUAUAACAUAAGAGGCUACAAGGAUUCGGAUUAUGAGACCGCACGUGAGCUGUUUUCAGCUGGGAUGAACGAAUACGUCCCACCCGUUUGUAUCCAUGUUCUGAAACAGCCCUGGGUCCUGUUUGUGCUUACAUGCAUGUUCCUGUGUUUGCUUGUGAGCUCCAAGUCUCUCAUCUUGCCUGUUCUGGCUGUCACGCUUGCACUCGCCCUGGGGCGCCAGUUGUUGGGCUACUGCUGGUCAAUGUACAUCGAUCACUGCCUGAAGGAGGACCUCAGGGAUAUCUCCAAGACUUACAUGCAGAGCGAGGGCUCCUACUUCUGGGUGGCGGAAGCAGAUGAAAUCGUUGUGGGAACAGUAGCGGCCAAACCUUCAGACGAGAAGCGAGAGGAGCUGGUUCUAAAGCGCAUGUCGGUCAGGAAGGAUUUCAGGGGGCUUGGGAUCGGCAAGGCGUUAUCACGAGAGGUCCUUAGUUUCGCACGGCAGAACGGGUACAGGUCGGUCAUUCUCAACACCCUGAUGGUUCAGCACGAAGCACAGCGAAUGUACAAGAGUGUGGGAUUCAAGAAGUACAUCGAGUUUGUCCUCCCCACAGUCUAUGGGAAGCUGAUAAACUUCACAAUCUCUAAGUACCGCUAUGAUAUCCUGCCUGGGAGCUAAAGUUGCACCAUAGCCUUGCCUUUAGCACAAGACUUUACAUCAGAAUCUCGAUGGACCCCAGGCAGGUCAUGUGUAACAUUCCCUCAAUAUGGAAUAAGCUGUAUGAUUUCUUUUUGUAAGAAACAAAACAUUAUUGAAACACCAAUGAACUGUUACUGCCUUGGUUGUAUGUUUUGUUUAGAAAAUUCUUAUCUAGCAACCAACCCAGGUCCUGAAUUGUCCCAUGAUCUAUUGUAACCUGUAUUAUUGAUCCUCAUGGGACCUCCAGGAGCCAGAUGCAAGCUCAGCCACUGGUAGAUGUAUAUAUUUAGAUUCCAUGCCAUAAAGCAACUGAUUUGGUGUACCUUAUGCUGUAUGGCUUCUCUCUACCUUAUAGUUAUACAGGGGGAAGCUUGAUCAAGCCUGUAUGUUCAACACAGCUGUGAUAUACUUUAUAUCAGGGUAAGUAAGGCCCACACACAGCCGUGUAGUAUAUAUAUGCUUAAUGUUACGAUAUUACACAAUAAAUUCCAAUACUCACAUGGUUUACUAGCAGGUUUAUUAGGGGAACUAUUGUGAAAAUGAAUAUAAGCCUUCUCCUACUGAAAUACAAUCAAUUAAAUAUUCUGCAUUGUUUCUGAAAUAAUCAAGUUUAUGUUCACUAUUCCUCUCUCAGCAUCUGUUUCUCUUCAUUCUCUCUUCAUGCAGCAGUUGGGUGUCAAAUCCAAUAUAUCUUAUAGGGGGGCUCCUUUUGCCUAGAAGAUGUAUUAGAGGUCACUCUAUUAAACUCACCAGACAUCAUGUCUCUCUACAUGCAGAAUUCUUGCAAAAGGCAGGUAUUUUGUUACAUUUUGUUUGCACUGGAAUCAGACUUCUGGACCUUGUUCUACCAAUACAACAUCCCAGCAGCCAGAUGAUGGCUUAUUUCUACACUCCCUUUCAAUAAAGCUCAGAAUUUUAUUAUUA
Molecule: messenger RNA, 1676 nt
Organism: Xenopus laevis (African clawed frog)
Lineage: Eukaryota; Metazoa; Chordata; Amphibia; Anura; Pipidae
Gene: nat8.S
Product: N-acetyltransferase 8 gene 1 S homeolog
Molecular function (GO): N-acetyltransferase activity; acetyltransferase activity; acyltransferase activity, transferring groups other than amino-acyl groups
Source: RefSeq, marked provisional